Messenger RNA from Clupea harengus (Atlantic herring), 3177 nucleotides. It is a transcript of the gene oprl1, whose product is annotated as opiate receptor-like 1. Gene Ontology annotation, biological process: sensory perception of pain; neuropeptide signaling pathway. Gene Ontology annotation, molecular function: neuropeptide binding; nociceptin receptor activity. The record is from RefSeq and is a predicted model, not a curated record. Gene Ontology annotation, cellular component: neuron projection; plasma membrane. Lineage: Eukaryota; Metazoa; Chordata; Actinopteri; Clupeiformes; Clupeidae.
UCCGAGACAAAUAUCAUCAAUUCCCUCUGGACCCUGUAUACCUGCAGGCACACAGAGAUCAGACGAGGUUGUCUGGAACUGUGGCGCUGUGGAACAGCUCAUAUAAGAUCUUUGAUUUCAUAGUCUUUUAUGGAAUAGUACAUCGUGAUUCGUUGAGUUUAGUUCUCCAUAUCCUGCUCCUGGCGACUGGGUCGGUUAAAAACGGGACAUAUACCACGGGCACCUCUGGUUGAAAUUUGCAAGACAGGGAAACUGACCUCAACGCCGUGCCUUGUUGGGCCGACGCAAACUGUCCAGCUGCGCGGGACUCGUGCGUAAUGAGUUUAGGGGAAACGCGUGCGGGGAAGCAGUGUGAGCUUGGAGAGGGGGCACGAGGGAGUCGAACCAAGCGGAGAGCGGACACCACUGUAGUUUGACGAGCAAACCUAUUCCAGGGAACUAAAACAACCAGCAAGCCUUCAAACACACCUCCCCCUCCCUUUGAACUCUCUCUCUCUCUCUCUCCCUGUCUCUCUCUCUCUCACACACACACACACACAUACACGCAGAGAAAAAAAUGUUUCUCUACCCAGAAAUCUACAGUAAUCUGAAUUUCUCGCGACUAUGGAAAAGACAACACCACGGGAAGACUGAGACGUAAACAGGGUGUUGUGUGAACAAUAUUCAAACUAACCACAUAUUGCAACAAAAUAUUCUCUCUGAGUUACAUUCGGCAAGCUUGAGGGUACGUCUUCUCUCGAAUAAGGAUCGCACGGACCUCGGCUUUCUUCUGUAUCAAGGAAAAUAAGGAUGAUGGAGUUCCUAAACAAAUCAGGCUUCGUCGACUUCAGACACUUUCAGCUGUACAACGAGUCGCUGUUUCAUGACAACUUCACUCAUUCAAAUGAGACUGAGGAGAAUUUCCUCCCCAGUGGUUUGAAGAUCACCAUCGUAAUGGUGUACAUGAUUGUCUGCGUGGUGGGGCUGGUGGGGAACUGCCUGGUCAUGUACGUGAUUGUCAGGUACACAAAAAUGAAGACUGCGACCAACAUCUACAUCUUCAACCUGGCCCUGGCUGACGCGUUAGUGCUGGCCACCUUACCCUUCCAGGGCACCGACGUCUACCUGGGCUUCUGGCCUUUCGGGAAUGCCCUGUGCAAGGCGGUGAUCUCCAUCGACUACUACAACAUGUUCACCAGCGUCUUCACGCUGACCGUCAUGAGCAUGGACCGCUACGUGGCAGUGUGCCACCCCGUGAAGGCUCUGGACAUGCGGACGCCCCACAAGGCUAAGCUGGUCAACAUCGGCGUAUGGGUGAUGGCCUCAGCGUUUGGAGUCCCGGCGAUGGUCAUGGGCGAUAUGGAUCUGGAGGAAGGCAUCGAGUGCAUCAUCGCACUUCCCGACCCACGCAGCUACUGGGACCCGGUGUUUGGCACGUGCGUGUUCCUCUUCUCCUUCCUGAUCCCCGUGGCCAUCAUCAGCGUGUGCUACAGCCUGAUGGUGAAGCGUCUGCGCAGCGUGCGCAUCCUGUCCGGCUCCAAGGAGAAGGACCGCAACCUGCGGCGCAUCACGCGCAUGGUUCUGGUGGUGGUGGCCGUGUUCGUGGUGUGCUGGACGCCGGUGCAGAUCAUGGCGCUGGCCAAGACGCUGGGCUUCAACCUGCACAGCCUGCUGACGGUGGUGCUCAUGCACUUCUGCAUUGCGCUGGGCUACGUCAACAGCAGCCUCAACCCGGUGCUCUACGCCUUCCUGGACGAGAACUUCAAGCGCUGCUUCGGCGAGUUCUGCUACCCGUCGCCGUUCCGCCUGGACGGCCAGCAGUCGGGCCGCAUGCGCAGCAUCGCCCGCGAGGUGGCCUACAACUGCAAGACGGUGGACGGCCACACGAACCCCGCAUGACUAGGCGUGGAACUGCCCCUGGUGGGCGCCGAGCCCAUGGCCAAUCAGGGGACAGGUUGCUCCAACAGCGAGCUGACGCAGAUCACCACCCUCUAGCGACGAGGCAGCCCCUGCGAUGCCAGGGGCCAGGGGCAAGGUCAGUGCCAGGCAUGACCUACGAUUCUCUCGGGACAAAGGGGCUCUCCUCUCAGUGUCUUACUCACGUACUUAUUCUGUGUCCUCAUCCUCCGCUUCGUCUUCUCAGUUUCUCAUCGUCUUUAGGCUUCAGUGCUUUGUACAUAUUACUGUUUCUGCUAUCUGGUUUGGUUUGUCAUUUUCUGUUACGCAUUACAUUUCAAAUGAUCAGUUUAGUACCUGAGAGGAACAAACAGACUGACCUACACAGCCUUAAAUAUUGCACAAUGUCUGUCUAAGCUAAAUGUGUGAAGUCUGCAGCUUCACUGUAUGUUUUAUCUAUUAACUUAUUUAUUUAUUGUACUGAUGCAGCCUCUCGGGUUCAAUUCAGUUUAAUGCAGACAUGGGCUGACAUGGAACAAAAAUCUAAAAAAGAAAACAAAACACCUGAGACUUAACUGUUUAAGCCUGAUUUCUACAGAGGUAAAAAAAAAAAAAAGCUAAAGCUAAUUUCUAUAUUUUUUUCUGAUAAAAAAAACAAAAAGGAAAAAAAGAAUGAAAUCAAAGAUAUUUUAUAUUGCAUAGUGUUUUGUAGCUCAAUAUUAGGACAAGUUGAUUAAACAGGACAAGUAUUGCAGAUCUGUCUUCUUUCUGUGGUGUUCUAUUGAUAUAUGCAUACCUUGUACUCCUGUAUGUAUGGGUGUAAGUAUUGUUGAAGUCAUCAGAAUCACAUUACCUCUUGGAUCUAUCUCGAAUGUCUUUUUCUUCUGUGUACAGUAUGUCGCCUCCCAGCACCUGAUGGAGACCUUCCCUCCUUUAUCUUUUUCUUUCCUGGGAGGGUUCUCAGAAGGGUGUUUAUUGCCAGACCGCUGAAUGUCUUCAAACUGUUGAUGAAGCCAAAUCUCGCCAAAAAAAUUAAAAAUCACAAAGUGAAAAAAAUGUGCGAAAUAGUGUAAACAUACUUGUAACUGCUGUAAACUGUAAUUGAUAUCGUAACAUGAAAUGUUUACUUGUGCACUUGCUGCAUUUUUGAUUAGCUAUUUAUGAAUAUAUACAUAUAUAUUUAUUCGCGAUGGAAAGGACCAGUUGUGUGUCAGACAGUCAGUGAUUGCUGAGGCUUUUAAUAUUUCGAAUCAUAUAUAUUUUUCUCUGCAUAUGAAAUAAAUUGCAGUGAUUAAAAAGGCA